AUGGUCCGAUAUGAUGAUAACCAGCGGGGUUCAAUAGUUGCGGACGCAGAACUUAUUAGAGUAACGGCGAAUAUAUUGGUUAGAACAGGCUGGGGUCUCCUUUCAAGUAUCCGACGCAUGCGCUCUUGGAAUCCCACCUCCGCCAUCACUUAUAGCUCGACCUACAUCAAGAAUAUCGAUGUCCGGGCCCAGACGCCAGCCCCCGACUUCCAGGCUGUUGCCCGGGCCGUGGCCAGGACAGGCGGCUGGGAAGACAGGCUUUGUCCAGUCAAACCUCCGGCCGAGACCCCUUCAUCCCUUUCAUCCCCACAUGGUGCUCGGGUUUGGUCACCUGUUGAGAACAACACAGGAAGUCGGGUUUGGACUAUGGACGUUAGCAUUCGGAUCCUGAGUGGCAAAAGAAACUCGCUGACUGGGCUCGACUCCUUUCAAGAUGACCCUCGCUCCGCCCCUGACCCAAUAUUACUCCGUCCGGUUACACCUGCUGAUCGAAUCGGCUAGUUGCGUGGUUUACCGUCUUUGUAAAUCAACCAAGGGCCAGGGUGUUUUUGAAAAGAAAAGGUUAUACACUCGGGUGAAAAAGUUGGCCGCUGUUGCUUUUCCCCAUUUAUCUCGAUAAACUCUCAACUCCACGUGAGCAUGACGCAAGGGUGAAUGGAGUGUGGCCAGAAAAUCUCCGUGAAUAUGGAAU
This is a messenger RNA of Aspergillus neoniger CBS 115656, 691 nucleotides long. RefSeq lists its product as uncharacterized. Bases 1 to 501 code for a protein of 166 amino acids. The record is from RefSeq and is a predicted model, not a curated record. The transcript is spliced from 8 exons. NCBI's taxonomy places the organism in Eukaryota, Fungi, Ascomycota, Eurotiomycetes, Eurotiales, Aspergillaceae.